UGAACAUUUCUUGUUUUACAGUUUUAGUUUAAUAUAAAUAAAAAAAAGUUUUGAUACAGUCUAAGUUUACAUGUUUCUAAUUCAAACGUUGAAGAAAUAUAGUUCACCUGUUUUUCAAUAUUCUUGUUUAUUGCACAUAUUUCAAAAUAAAAAUUAUAGUAUGAGUUCUCUUAAAUCACUAAAUUUUGACAAUCUUGCUUUACGAACAUUGCCCAUUGAUAAAGAGACCAGUAACCAAACACGAACUGUUGUUGGGGCUUGUUUUUCUCUUGUUAAACCAACACCUGUUGAAAAUCCUGUUGUUGUUGCUUAUUCCCCUGAGGCAUUGGCUUUAUUGGGUAUUAAAGAAAAAGAUUUAGAAGCAGAUGAUUUUAAAGAUUAUUUUAGUGGUAAUCAGUUGUUGAAUGGGUCUCAAUCAGCUGCUCACUGUUAUUGCGGACAUCAAUUUGGUUACUUUUCAGGCCAACUGGGUGACGGAGCUGCAAUGUACCUUGGAGAGGUUGUGAAUGAUGCAGGUCAGCGAUGGGAACUUCAGUUAAAAGGUGCUGGCCUUACACCUUAUUCUAGAAAUGCAGAUGGUAGGAAAGUACUACGAUCAAGCAUCAGAGAAUUUUUGUGUAGUGAGGCCAUGUUUUAUUUGGGAGUUCCAACAACAAGAGCUGGCUCCUGUAUAACUUCAGAUACUCGUGUUGUUAGAGAUAUUUUUUAUGAUGGCAACCCUAUCAUGGAACGCUGUACUAUUGUCUCACGUAUUGCUCCUUCAUUUAUUAGAUUUGGUUCAUUUGAGAUCUUUAAACCUUUGGACAGAGAAACUGGUAGAGUUGGACCAAGUGUUGGAAAAGAUGAUAUACUGCAUACUUUGUUAGAAUAUGUUGUUUCAACAUUUUACCCUGAAAUUUGGCAAACGCACAGUGGCAACAAAGAAAAGGCUUACUUAGAUUUUUUCAAGGAAAUAGUUAGACGAACAGCUUUUAUGGUUGCUAAGUGGCAAUGUGUUGGAUUUUGUCAUGGAGUGUUAAAUACAGACAACAUGAGUAUAAUUGGUGUAACAAUCGACUAUGGACCAUUUGGUUUUAUGGACUAUUUCAAUUCAGAUUUUAUUUGUAAUGCAUCAGACACAAAUGGUAGAUACAGUUAUAAAAAGCAGCCCGAAAUAUGUAAAUGGAAUUUAUUAAAACUUGCAGAAGCCAUAAAAAAUGCUGUUCCUUUAGAUAAAACAAAAGAAAUUAUUAAUGAAAUAUAUGACAGUGAGUUUAGAGAGUCUUAUUACAAAGGUAUGAGAGAAAAACUCGGUUUAAAAACAAACAAUGUCAAUGACGAAAAGUUGAUACAAAAUCUUUUGUAUACCAUGCAACAAUCAGCUUCUGAUUUUACAAAUACUUUUCUCAUACUAUCUGGUGUCUCGCUGUUGAAGCAGAAUGACAGUGAAAUAGUUGAAGAAAUUGUUGCACAAUGUCAAGAUGCAGAAAGUUUUAAAGCAAAUCAUAUGACUACUGCUAACAUUAGUCAUGUGAAAAUGAUUAUAGAUAUGGCGCAUAGGAAUCCCAAUAUACUAUCUCGAGUAGGACUGGAGAUGAGUGAACUUCAAGCUAUAGUUCAACAAUAUGAAGAACAAGAUGUUAUUAAAAACUUAACUCACGAAGAAAAAAUUAUAAAUGAUAGAAAUUUGUGGAAAGAUUGGUUGAAAUCUUAUAGAGAAAGAAUAAUGUCUGAAAGUGAAGGUUCAGUUUUAUUAGAGGAGUAUGAAGAACAUCGCAAACAAUUGAUGUUUUCUGUGAAUCCAAGGUUUAUAUUAAGAAAUCAUUUGGCACAAGAGGCAAUUGAAGAUGCUGAGAGAGGGGACUAUACUAAAGUGCGUGAAUUGUUACAACUGUUAAGAAAACCUUAUCUUAAAGAUUUAUAUGAAUCACAAAUUGCCACGAACAAGUACGACAAUGCCGCCCCAGCUUGGGCUUGUCGUUUAAGAGUCACGUGAUCUUCGUAAACCGUUAAGAAAUUUGAGUUCAAAGUAUGAGCACUGAAUUUACUUAACCAAAGAUUUAGUAUGUCGUUGUAUAGCGUCAUUCAGAUUUUUAUGAAAGUAUUCAACGAAACGAUUAAAUCGUGCUGUCUACAUGAUUUUGUAAAUCUGACUUAUAUUUAUAUGUGUAUAUAUAAACAUUUUUAACUUUU
Messenger RNA from Hydra vulgaris (swiftwater hydra), 2172 nucleotides. RefSeq names its product protein adenylyltransferase SelO, mitochondrial. The record is from RefSeq and is a predicted model, not a curated record. Lineage: Eukaryota; Metazoa; Cnidaria; Hydrozoa; Anthoathecata; Hydridae.